AACAGAAAAAUAGAGCACUAUCUAGAUAUUUCCUCCUUACCCUUUACAAAUAUUGCAUAUUCCUAUUCGAUCUAAUCCAAACCCCUCACUCUCUCAACAUCACACACAGACAGAAAAGUAGAUUGUCAAAGGCCAUGGGACGACUCUCUUAUCUUAGCUUCAAUCUCUUCAUCCUCCUCGCCAUCUCCUCCGUCGUCAGAUCAGACGAUGAAUGCGUAUACACGGUCUACGUCCGGACAGGCUCGGUGAUCAAAGGGGGAACGGAUUCGAUAAUGACACUGACACUCUACGACGCAGAAGGGUACGGAGUCCGGAUCAACAAUCUGGAAGCCUGGGGAGGACUCAUGGGACCUGAUUACAACUAUUUCGAACGAGGCAAUCUCGAUAUCUUCAGCGGAAAAGGCCCGUGUCUUCCGGGACCGGCCUGUAAACUGAACAUAACAUCUGAUGGAACAGGAUCAGGUCACGGAUGGUAUUGUAACUACAUUGAGGUGACAACCACCGGCGCGCAUAUUCCUUGUGCGCAACAAUUAUUCACCAUCGAGCAAUGGAUUGCACUUGAUCGAUCACCGUAUGAGCUGACCGCAAUUCGAGAUAAUUGUUCGGGUACGAGUAGCCAUGGUGGCCGGAAGAUCUUGAAGGGUUUAGCCAGGGAUGAUCAUGUUGUUGCUGUUUGAGUGAUGAUUUGAAAUUUUUCUUGUUCCGAAUAUUAUCCACGAGAGUGUGCUGUUAUUUUGUUUUUGCUGUUACAUUUUCACCGUGUAAUUGAAAAUAAUGGUGCUGGCAUAAUGUUGAUGUGUGAUAAUAAUGGUGCGUUGAACAUGGAUCCUUUUGUUUUGUUA
Daucus carota subsp. sativus is the source of this 842-nucleotide messenger RNA. Its product is annotated as PLAT domain-containing protein 3. The record is from RefSeq and is a predicted model, not a curated record. NCBI's taxonomy places the organism in Eukaryota, Viridiplantae, Streptophyta, Magnoliopsida, Apiales, Apiaceae. The coding region runs from base 135 to 677 and encodes 180 amino acids. Gene Ontology annotation, molecular function: protein binding. The transcript is spliced from 2 exons.